This is a messenger RNA of Seminavis robusta, 1002 nucleotides long. The record is from the annotation of a GenBank genome assembly. Lineage: Eukaryota; Bacillariophyta; Bacillariophyceae; Naviculales; Naviculaceae.
UGUAUGUAUGACAUAGUCGUGCAUGCAAUUUCCAGUCGCUCAGUCCCAGCGUCCCAGCGCAAGGCUGUGACCAUGUGACCAUCAAACAAGAAACAAAAACUGCUCACAAUUCUGAACGAAAAGCACACAACGAAAGAAGCACCGAAAUUACAAGAAGACUCGACAAACUCGAAACCAUGAUCCGCCCAAUGAGCCAAAUCACCAACAUCUUUAGCGGUGUCGCCGAAGAUGUCCGUGCCACGGCUUCUACAGCAGCCGCAAAGCUGGAAUCUACAAAAGCAGCCGCCAAGCUGGAAUACGGUGGCCUCUCGGCAGCCGCAAAGCUGGAGUACAAGGGCUUCUCAGUAAACACCCGCUUGGGUCUCGUCAAACUGGAAGAUACCUUUUCGGCACUCGGCGACAAGUUCUACUCGGCCAAGGCCCAGAAAGAAAGAGAGAUUGAAGAAAAAGAUAGGGAAGCAAGGGAGCUUGACAGGAUGCAAAAAGAUAAGGCAGCAGAGGAGGAAGGAAGACGACAGUGCCUGGAAAUCAUCCGAAAUCACCUGAUUGACUAUCUAGAACACAACACAGAGGCAACAUUCGAAGAAUGGCUGGCGGAUCUGCAUCCAGAGAAUGCCAAAACUGGGGAACUGGAUUCUCGUUUUCUUAUCCCAGGAAAUCCUUGGGCGGCCAUUUUUGAAGAGGAGGUCGCCCACAGGCCAAAACCAACAUGCCCACCAAGAAAGCUUCAUCGAGUGAUUAGCGUUUGAGACAGUCCUUGCAUCUAGUGUAUACGGUCUGGAUCUCUCACUCGCGGGGUUGGAGCAUCAUAAGGCCAACCUCUGGCCUGGGCUCAAUCGUCCUGUGAUGGACAACCCAACAAUAGCAACUACAGCAACAACGACAUCAGGGACCACGAGACCCCGAGAUACGGGGCGACUUCCAUGUACUGUUUCCUCGACACGGAGGAGAUGCUGUCGAUGGAUUGCAUAACUUAUUUAAAACGCAGCGUAUUAAUUUCUG